GCGGCGCGCGGCAGGGAGUCCAAGGCGGCGGCGCUGCUGGUUGAUCCGCUGCCGGAAGCGAGGAACCGAUUCAGCGCCGUCAUCGACAAGAUCUCGCGCCUCUACGCCGGCUCUGACAGCGACGACGAUGACGGCGGCAUGGAUGAUGGGCGCUCCGCCGCGGAGGGGGCGGACGGGGGAAGGGCGGGGCAGCGCGGCGACGAGGGACCAGCACGGGGCGGCGAGGGGGAGGGGGGAGCGGGCGAGGAGGGGUGGGAGGGGUGGGAGGAGGGUGGUGAGUGGGAGGAGGAGUACGACACGGCCGACCCCUUCAUUGACGACUCUGACCUCAAGGAGUAUUUCUCGUCCAACUGCAAGGCAAAGCGACCUGGCUUCUUUGUCAACCGAUCCGACCCCCAACACUCACCGCCCAGUCCUGCCUCGCCUGGCGGGUCGCCAUCAGCGGCAGCGCGGGCAGCAGGGGGGGCGUCACUGAGGGGCACGCUGCGGGGCGUGAAGCAGGCGGCCAGGGCGGCAGGGGGGGCGGUGGCAGGCAGGGGCGGGCGCGGCAGGGGCGGGCACAGGGCGCAGCACGUGGCAGCGCUGGGCGUGCGGCGCAGGGGGGCGCUGAAAGGGGGGUUUGGCGGGCAGGGGGGGCGCGGGGGGAGUGAUAGAGGCGAAGAUGUGAGACAUGCAGCAAAGGAUGGUGUUGCUGUGGCUAACCAUGCUUGGCACAUGAAAGACGAGGCUGUUCUCUAUGCAACAUGGCAGCGAGGGUUUGUAUUGUGGAGUGAAGUGCCAAGGUGGCUGUGA
Closterium sp. Naga37s-1 is the source of this 792-nucleotide messenger RNA. NCBI's taxonomy places the organism in Eukaryota, Viridiplantae, Streptophyta, Zygnematophyceae, Desmidiales, Closteriaceae. The record is from the annotation of a GenBank genome assembly.